This is a messenger RNA of Hemibagrus wyckioides, 2348 nucleotides long. RefSeq names its product BCL2 like 12 (gene bcl2l12). The coding region runs from base 662 to 1753 and encodes 363 amino acids. The record is from RefSeq and is a predicted model, not a curated record. The transcript is spliced from 8 exons. Gene Ontology annotation, biological process: regulation of apoptotic process. NCBI's taxonomy places the organism in Eukaryota, Metazoa, Chordata, Actinopteri, Siluriformes, Bagridae.
UCCAGGUCUGAUUCAGUAACUGUGACGUGAGUCAAGAUCAGAUCAGCACUUUUACUUUCACUUCCACUAAAUGUCCAUCUCUCUCUCUCUCUCUCUCUCUCUCUGUCUCCUUCUCCCUCUCUCUCUCCCCCCUCUCCUUUUCUCUGAUCACACCUGAUCAGAUCUGCUGCUGGUUAUUGCAAACAUUAAAGAUGUACUGUGAGAUGAAUGCUGGUGUGAUUGAUGUUAGAAGGUCGUAUCUCCCAGUGUUCCUCGCCUGCAGCAUCCGCGUCUCCUCUCACACUCCAUCUGCCCUGAACACGUCUGCAGAGACGUCAGGAGAUCUAACGCUAGGUGGCUGAGAGAACGCAGCUAAUCUCAGUCAGGCACCAGAUCCCGUAUUCCCUCUGUCUGACGCUCUAAUCUUCAGUUCCUCAAUAAAACAAAGCAAAAAGAGAAGUCGAUUAUUUCUGAGGAAAACAGAGAGGAAGCUGGGGGAAACUCCGGCUCUCAUGAAUCCUCAUUAUUACACAAUCUACACAUCUGAGAGAGCAGCCGCUGAUUAAUUCCAGCGUUGUGUUAACGUGUGUGCACGUGUGUGUGUGAGGAAUAUCGAGCUGACGGUGAGGAGGAUACACUUCUCUCACACCGAGCUGAACAGAGAGAGAGAGAGUCUGGAGCAAUGCCACCGACCAACAGCUUGCGGAUGUCAGUGGAUUUGGUUAGUCCACCCUCUCCCACUCCAUCCCUCAUCGAGGUGAAGGAAGAGACGCGUCUGGUGUUGAAGAGUUUUCUCGGUCAUGCUCUCUCUGUCGCUCCUCCAGAUCGGCCGGGGAGGAUUGGGGGAGAAUAUCACGACCCCAACAAGUACAGUGUGCUGCAGAAAGAGAAGCAGAGGAAAGAGGAGAGCGGAUGGGACUCUCUGGAUGAGAAGAUCAGUGCUGCAGAGGAAAAGAAACACGGCAUCAAAAAUCUGAUAAAGAGACGUCUCAGGCCACGCCCCUCUUCCCACCGACACGCCCAGAAGGAUACCAGCGCUGACCAAUUACAGAACGGUGCUGUUUCUAGCCAGGGAGAAGUGCCUGCUACACCGAAGAAAAGUGUAGCUUCAGGUUCACAGGGCUAUGCACAGGAUGAAAAAUUCUCUGCAUCGGAUGAGGAGAGUGAGCGGAAAACAAAUGAUAAAAAGAAAAAGAAAAGCAAACUGAAGCUGGUGGAACUUUUUAAGAAAAAGCGGCUGACAUCACUUCCUAUGAAAGGGGAUACGGGGUCAGUUAAACCCCCACUGUCACCGACGCACCCUCCUGAGUUCUAUGAUGGCGUGGCCAAGAAACUGGACCGAAUUGCUCAGCAAAGCGUGAAGAGAAAAUCACCGACUAAACCUGAACCCAUCCAGCCCAAAGAUGAUAAAGAAGCCAUCGUACAGCAACUCGUCCAGAUACUGACAACAGAGGGAGACGUCAUUAACGAGAAGAUUGAAUCUAAUCCUCUGCUGCGUAAAUCUCUGACCCGGAUGUCCUACACAUCCUUCGCCAGGCUGCUCGACUCCUGUGCCAAUGAAGCCGUAGACCCGCCCCUUCCUGUGGCCGAGAGCCCCACCUUGCAGCGUGUGGCCAUCACCAUGGAGAUGACUCGACGUGUUGUCACGGCAACAGGGGUGACGCAGCGUGUGGAGGGAUACGCCGAGCGCUACAUGGAGAACUUCGCUCCCUGGGUGAAGAGUCAGGGAGGAUGGGAAAACAUUGUGCAGAAGGAGGUGCAGGAGUUCGACUAAUUGUGCAGUGAACAAUCACUGAGGGAUUCUGACAGAGCUGUGUCUGUGUGUGUGUCUGUGUGUGUGUCUGUGUAUGUCUGUGUCUCUGUGUGUGUGUGUGUCUGUGUGUGUGUGUGUGUCUGUGUCUCUGUGUGUCUGUGUCUCUGUGUGUCUGUGUCUCUGUGUGUCUGUGUCUCUGUGUGUCUGUCUGUGUCUCUGUGUGUCUGUGUGUGUGUGUGUCUGUGUCUCUGUGUGUGUGUGUGUCUGUGUGUGUGUGUGUCUGUGUGUGUGUGUGUGUGUCUGUGUGUGUGUGUGUGUCUGUGUCUCUGUGUGUCCGUGUCUCUGUGUGUCUGUGUGUCUGUGUGUGUGUGUGUCUGUGUCUCUGUGUGUGUGUGUGUGUGUGUCUGUGUGUGUGUGUGUGAAAGCUGUGAACACACUGAGCUGCACAUAAUCACUACUGAUGACUUCUCUUGUCUCUUUUAUACAGACAUCUAUUUAUGUUUUUUUUUUUUUUUUUUUUAAGUGUGAAGGUUUUUUAAAAAAAAAUUUUUCUGGGAUUUUUAAAAUGUACUUUUUAUACCGAAAUGUAAGUUAUAUAUAAAAACUCUCUGCCUCA